Phaeodactylum tricornutum CCAP 1055/1 is the source of this 1101-nucleotide messenger RNA. RefSeq lists its product with no specific name. The record is from RefSeq and is a predicted model, not a curated record. Bases 1 to 1101 code for a protein of 366 amino acids. The transcript has a single exon. NCBI's taxonomy places the organism in Eukaryota, Bacillariophyta, Bacillariophyceae, Surirellales, Neidiaceae.
AUGGCUGCGUUCGAUCCCGUGGACUCGGAAAAACCCGCGGAACUCCUGGAUCCCCAAACCUUGCACAACGGUACCAUUCCCUAUCCAACCGCACUUUCUCCUUCGGCCAUUUUGGAAUUUCAGAAAUGCCCGCAAUCUUACCUAUUCCAAUACCUGUACAAACUCAAGCAACCCACCAGUCUCGCCUUGGCGAAAGGUUCCAUGCUCCAUCACGCCUUGGAACAAGUGUACGAUCUGCAACCCGCCGAGCGUGAUUUAUCCACUCUGCAGAAUCUAUUCCGUCGCGUCUGGAGCCAAAAUCGCGAAUCGGAUGUGUACCGGGACUUGUUCGCGACUCCCGAAGCCGCCCGGGAUCUCGCGAUGGAAUCCGUCUGGGGUCGGGAGGGGCUCCAACUGUUGCAGAAUUACGUGCGCUUGGAAAAUCCGCAAGCCGUCACUCGCCCUAAUCCAGUCCAACGGGAAAUAUGGGUCCGGGCUCAUCUCACCAUCGAUUCCUCACAGGGUGCGACGGGGUACGUCCUGCCCGGUCGCAAACCCCAGGCCACGUCCACACCGAACAACAAGGACGCAGCCGCCUUUUUAGUCCGUGGCAUUGUGGAUCGGUUGGAUAUGGUCCGGACGCCUGAAUCGAAACAAGCAGUCCUACAAAUCGUCGAUUACAAAACCGGCAAGGCGCCGCAUCUCAAGUAUAGUGCGGGCAUGAAUCAGAAAAUUCGGGACGAAGCGCUGUUUCAACUGCAAAUCUACGCACUCCUGUUGCGCGAAAAGCAACUCCAGAAACAACAGCAGUUCGAAGACGAUGCGGCCGCGUCCUCGCAAACCUUACCCGUGCGAUUUCUGCGUCUCUUGUACCUAACAAACGUCAACGAUCAGGCCGAAACGCUGGACAUGGACUUGGGAGCGACGCCGCUUGAGCGGGACUCACGACUCCAAGACGUGCACGCGCAAAUCUCUACCGUGUGGAACUCCAUUAUCGAUAUGGUCAGUCGACAGGACCCUCACGCCUUUGUCGGCUGUGACCGGUCGUUUUGCUAUUGCCACAAGUGCCGAUCGCGAUUCGUGCCGGGAUCUGUAUGGGAACCGCCGGUGGAACCGACCUAA